GCCAGGGCCGCCCUGUGCUGCGCCACGCGUCUGGGUCUGUCCAUUUCUCAGCGGCCGUGGGCCUGGUGGAUUGCAGCAGCCAAGCCGCCUGCCCAGGCGUCUCUGUCCUCCACCACACAGCAGCAGCCGCCGUCCGAGCUCGCCUUGCAACCCAAACGACCAGCGCAAGAGAGAAUAAGAGAAUCCAGCGACGCUGACCGAGGCCAGAGCAAACGAGAGCCACAAGCACGUACCGUGAACGUCGACUGCGAGAAAUGUCGAAGCGCGCUGGUGCUGGCCGUCAAGACGACGGCGACGAUGUGCAGGACAACACCGUCCUCGACGAGCAAGAACAGGAAGACAUAGUCGAGAAGCUCCGUGAAGAGAACAGACAGCUCGAUCUGUUCUACAAGUCGUCGAUAAAAUUGGGAAUCGUGCUGCUGGGACUACUGAACAUAUACUGGGGAGCCCUGCCGUACUUCUUCGCCACAACGCCAAAGUUCUACACCAAAAACGCACUGUUUGCGCUUGCGUCGUUCGCCAGCUCGGCUGUGUUGUUCUUUGGCAACAUUGCUCCUCCGUCUACCGCUGCACCCAGCGGCAGCAGCCCCGCCAUGAAGGCCAAGUCGGCGUUCUUACACCAUUCCUUCAUCGGAGGUUUCCUCCUGGGAAUAGUGCCGCUCUACACGACGUAUAUGCACCACCAGGAGCUCAGCUGGGAUCUCGGCAUGUGGGUCCUUCCGUCGCUCGUGGCAGUCAUCAUGGCAGUUACAGUCGACCAGAUGGAGGAGCUCAAAUCUGAUAUUGCACUUUUGGAGAAGCACAAAUACAAGGUCAAAGGCGCCUAAGCACCGGGCCCAGUCUGACCCGAGCGGCGAGCGUGCCGUAUGAUCCAAUAGCCUGGA
This is a messenger RNA of Polychytrium aggregatum, 884 nucleotides long. RefSeq lists its product as uncharacterized. Lineage: Eukaryota; Fungi; Chytridiomycota; Chytridiomycetes; Polychytriales. Bases 255 to 827 code for a protein of 190 amino acids. The record is from RefSeq and is a predicted model, not a curated record. The transcript has 4 exons.